AUGACCGAGGAAUAUGUUUUGCGGUGCGUCCUGAUGCUCUGCUGUGCGCUCCUCUCGGCCAACGCGAGUAACUGGCUGUAUCUGGCCAAGCUGUCGUCAGUGGGAAGCAUCAGGGACGAGGAGACCUGCGAGAGGUUACGAGGCCUCAUCCAGAGACAGGUCCAGAUCUGUAAGCGCAGUGUGGAGGUGAUGGAUGCGGUGCGUCGUGGAGCCCAGCUGGCUAUAGACGAGUGUCAGUUCCAGUUUAGAAACCGUCGAUGGAACUGCUCCACUCUUGAGACCAUGCCCGUGUUUGGCAAAGUGGUCACCCAGGGCACCCGUGAGGCAGCCUUUGUGUAUGCCAUCUCAGCAGCCAGUGUGGCGUUUGCGGUCACAAGGGCCUGCAGCAGCGGAGAGCUGGAAAAAUGUGGCUGCGACCACAAUGUACAUGGAGUCAGUCCAGAGGGGUUCCAGUGGUCGGGCUGCAGUGAUAACAUUGCAUAUGGCGUGGCCUUUUCCCAGUCCUUUGUGGAUGUGAGGGAGAGGAGUAAAGGCCAGUCCUCCAGUCGGGCUCUCAUGAACUUGCACAACAACGAGGCUGGCAGGAAGGCCAUCCUGUCCCACAUGCGUGUGGAGUGCAAAUGUCACGGUGUGUCAGGCUCCUGUGAGGUAAAGACCUGCUGGAAAGCCAUGCCGCCCUUCCGCAAAGUGGGCAACGUCAUCAAGGAGAAGUUUGACGGGGCCACUGAGGUGGAGCAGCGCAAGGUGGGCACCACCAAAGUCCUGGUGCCUCGAAACUCCCAGUUCAAACCUCACACGGACGAAGAUCUGGUCUACCUGGAACCCAGUCCAGAUUUCUGCGACUUUGACCCGCGCACGCCGGGUAUGCUGGGCACUGUGGGCCGCCAGUGCAACCGAACGUCAAAGGCCAUCGACGGCUGCGAGCUGAUGUGCUGUGGCCGCGGCUUCCAGACCCAGGAGGUGGAGGUGGUGGACAGGUGCAGCUGUAAGUUCCACUGGUGCUGUUAUGUCAAGUGCAAACAGUGUCGCAAAAUGGUGGAGAUGCACACUUGCCGGUGA
This is a messenger RNA of Anoplopoma fimbria (sablefish), 1059 nucleotides long. It is a transcript of the gene wnt4, whose product is annotated as wingless-type MMTV integration site family, member 4. NCBI's taxonomy places the organism in Eukaryota, Metazoa, Chordata, Actinopteri, Perciformes, Anoplopomatidae. Gene Ontology annotation, cellular component: extracellular region. The record is from RefSeq and is a predicted model, not a curated record. The coding region runs from base 1 to 1059 and encodes 352 amino acids. Gene Ontology annotation, molecular function: cytokine activity; frizzled binding. The transcript has 6 exons. Gene Ontology annotation, biological process: neuron differentiation; cell fate commitment; multicellular organism development.